This is a messenger RNA of Lasiosphaeria miniovina, 168 nucleotides long. RefSeq lists its product as uncharacterized. The record is from RefSeq and is a predicted model, not a curated record. Lineage: Eukaryota; Fungi; Ascomycota; Sordariomycetes; Sordariales; Lasiosphaeriaceae. Bases 1 to 168 code for a protein of 55 amino acids. The transcript is spliced from 2 exons.
AUGCGCAUCGCCGCUCUCUUUAUUGCCUUUUUCGUCGCCGUCGUGGCUGCCGCCCCGUCCCCGGCCGCCCCGUCCGACUUCUCCAUCGAGAAGCGCGGCAUGGACCAGUGUGACUGCGACGAGAGCAGCUGCAGAGGCCCCGCAUGCUGCGCCAACGGCACGUGCUAG